Molecule: messenger RNA, 711 nt
Organism: Aspergillus niger
Lineage: Eukaryota; Fungi; Ascomycota; Eurotiomycetes; Eurotiales; Aspergillaceae
Exons: 6
Coding region: 1-711 (236 amino acids)
Source: RefSeq, a predicted model, not a curated record
AUGGAACAGGCGAAACAAAGAGGGCUCGAAACCAAGGAGGGAGAGGAGUCUCGAAGGCGUGAGGGGGGACAAGUAAGAGGUGGAAGGAAGAAGGAAGAGUUGGAGAGAGAGAGGGUCCGUCCGGGACCAGGCACCAAUCGACCUUUGAUUUGCCGCACGAGCGCAGUGAAGACUCGCCAAGAGUUUCAAGAUGGGCGUAUCAAAUACCGGAGAUACGAUGGGGCGAAACUCCGGGAGUAUAGAAAUGCUGGAGAAGAUGAGCGACCGCGCUUCAACUGGCUGGAACUGGAAUUAUAUAGAAAAAGGCUGAAUGGAGUUGUUCUCUUUGCUUCGACAAGCCCCGUCACCCGCAGCCUUGAUGGCCCGAGCGUGGCUUCCGACUGCUUCGAUGCGAUUCCGUGUCCUUCCACCGCUUUCGCACCCUUUCCAUCGCUGACAAUCGCCCUGGGGAAGAAAAAAGCCUGUCGGGAUUCCCCACCUGGAGAUUCGUCGCGAUCCCCAAUUGCCGGCUGGCUUCGGUUCAACUGGCUCAUGCCUGGUGUACUCUACUGUUCUUCUGCUGCUGCAGAGGCAAUUAAUGGUUCAAUUCCGGAGUACCAGACAGAAAUUGGCUUCUGUGGUUCUUGCCAUGAUCGUGGAUCAGAGCUCCGCACGUCCAGCCCGAUGCGGGUCAGUCCGGCAGUUAACCACACAGAGUUUGCUCCGUCUUGA